Guillardia theta CCMP2712 is the source of this 1838-nucleotide messenger RNA. RefSeq lists its product as hypothetical. Lineage: Eukaryota; Cryptophyceae; Pyrenomonadales; Geminigeraceae. The transcript has 6 exons. Gene Ontology annotation, biological process: cilium assembly. Gene Ontology annotation, molecular function: protein binding. The annotation marks the transcript as partial. The record is from RefSeq and is a predicted model, not a curated record.
CCAUGGAGCAUCUUGAGCUCAAUGCUGUGAUUGGCUUCGCAGGCACUAUAGUGGAUGGCAUCAUACUGCUGCCUGACAACCGGAGCAUGGUCUUCGCGUUGGGGUCUACCAUCAUCAAGCGCGACAUCGUAGACCCUAAGAAUCAACAAUUCCUGCAAGGACAUAGUGACAGGGUGACGUGCAUGGCCCUGUCGCCGUCCGGCAAGUACCUGGCGUCCGGUCAGGUCACCCACCUGGGCUUUCAGGCCGACGUGAUCGUCUGGGACAUGGAGAGCUUGGAAAUCGUCCACAGGCUUCGCCUUCACAAGGUUCGCGUGGAGGCCUUGGCGUUCUCGUGCAAUAGCAAGUGGCUGGCGACUGUGGGAGGAGAGGACGACAACAGCCUGGUGGUCUGGAACCUUGAGACCGGGAAGGCGGUUUGCGGAUCCCCAGCAGCCAACCAUCCGUGUCGGACUGUGAAGUUUGCGAAGCACGACGAGUUUCUGCUCAUCACGGCCGGGGAGGGGAACCUGCGCGUGUGGGACUUCGACCUGGCGAACCGCAAGAUCAGACCCACCGACUGCAACCUCGGCAAGCUGCAGCGAUCAGUGAACUACAUCUACGUCGACGAUCACGAUGAGUACAUGUACGCCGGGACGACGACCGGAGACGUGCUGAAGGUGAACCUGAGGACGAAGUUGUUCAAGCACGUCGGCCCCAAGUCGAGGCUGAGCCAAGGAGCAAGCUGCAUCAACAUGACGCCCGACGGAGACCUGCUGGUGGGCAGCGGCGACGGGACGAUCGCGACCCUGGACGCCGAGACCCUCAAGCUGAAACAGACGACGACGAUCGACGGAGGAGCCAUAACCUGCAUCGCUCCGCACGUGUCCAAGCAGCUCUUCUUCGUCGCCACAUCUCUCUGCUCCACCUUUGUCGUCAAGUACGAGGGCCUCCAAGCCGAGCUGAGGUCCACCUGCCACUCGUCCAAGAUCCACGACGUGGUCUAUCCCUUCGGCUACUCGGAGCUCUUCGCCACCUGCUCCCACCAGGACAUCCGCGUGUGGAACGCGCGCACGUGCGCGGAGCUACUGAGGAUUCAGAUCCCCAACCUCGAGUGCAACUGCGUCUGCUUCGCGCGGGACGGCAAGGCGAUCCUGAGCGGCUGGUCGGACGGGAAGAUCAGAGCCUUCGGGCCGCAGUCGGGCAAGCUGCUGUUCGUGAUCAACGACGCGCACGUGGGAGGAGUGACGGCGAUCGCCUGCGCCAACGACCCGCAGAGGAUCGUGAGCGGAGGGUUCGACGGGUCUGUGAGGGUGUGGAGGAUCACGGCAGAGAGCCGGGUGAUGAUCGGGUCGAUGAAGGAGCACAAGGCGACUGUGAACUGCAUCAAGGUGCGAGGAAACGACCUUGAGUUCGUUAGCGCGAGCUCGGACGGCUCCUGCAUCAUCUGGGACAUGAGGAGAUUCGUGCGGAACAACUCGCUGUUCGCGUCCACCUUCUUCAAGGCCGUCCUCUACCACCCCGACGAGUCUCAGCUGCUCACCACAGGGACCGACAGGAAGAUCACCAACUGGGACGCGUAUGAUGGCAGCGCCAUCCGCAUCGUCGACGGGUCAACGUCGGCGGAGUUCUUUGUGAGCGGAGGAGGCGACAAGAUCCUCAAGCUGUGGCACUACGACGAGGGUCAGUGCCAGGCCGUGGGCAUCGGACACAGCGGGGCCAUCACGCGAGUCGCCGUGUCGCCGGACCAGAGGAACCUUGUGUCAGUCGGAGACGAAGGAGCCAUCCUCAUCUGGAAUAUCCCUCCUCGCUUCUCCUCCUCCUGAUGUUCAAUAUGUAAAGUGCUAACUCUACCUGCC